AUGUGGAGCGCCAUGCCAAAUCUGGUCAAUAUAUGCUCGUUCAGCUACUUGUGGCCAAGAAUUGAUGUGUUCGAAAUGGGCGGGCAUGAAGUCCUGUUCCUGAACGAGAUCAUCACGGAUCCUACCCACCACUGCGAUAUCCUGUUUCUGAGUGAUGACGGACUGCUAGGCUUUCCGUUAGCGAUGAGGAGCCGGUACGAGAAGUGCAGGGUACAUUCGAGUAGUGAUGCCCAUCAUAGUGUACGAAUGAAUCCCACUCUUGGUAUUCGUACAUAUCCAUUUCGAGUCAAUCCCCAUGGACGCCUCAAAGUGGACUUGUUUGAAGACAUCGCCCCAACAGAUUACCAAAACAUGUCUUUGGUGACGUUGAUGAGUUUUUUCGUGCGACGGUUUCGAGCAACGUCGAUCACAAUUAACACGAAGAACGCAAAUGAAUUUUUACCUAUUUUCUUCAAUGACGGGAUUUUUCCAGAAUCCAGUAUGAGGGUUUGUCAGCUCAACAUAGCAUAUCCAAAGCCGAAAACCGCUCAAGAGAUUAAUGAUUUCAGAAAAGCAUGGAACGCAAUACUCUAUGAGAGAAGCUACCUACUCACUCAUGUCUCUAGAACCAAGGACGUGCUCAACAUGUUCCUGGUCAAUCUCAGCGAUCAGUACUGCUGGCAAAAAUACUUGUCGCAUAUUUUACCUCAUCAUGUCAAUUAUUAG
This is a messenger RNA of Cooperia oncophora, 705 nucleotides long. Lineage: Eukaryota; Metazoa; Nematoda; Chromadorea; Rhabditida; Trichostrongylidae. The record is from the annotation of a GenBank genome assembly.